AUGGCUGCAGAGAACCGGGGCUGGUUCUACGUCAAGGUGCCGGAUGCCAGUGAGCCCCGGGCUCAGGACAUCUAUGAGCUCCGCGUGCUGCCCAUGCCGGUGGUUGAGGAGGGGAUGAUCCUCGUCAAGAAGACGAUGAUUGUGGUUGCUCCGAUGGCGAGGACGUACCUGGAGAUCCCCAACUUCGAUACAAAGACUGAGAAGUUGGGCCUGAAAAAGACGCAGUUGAACCAGCCUGGCAAGUGCGAGUCAGUUGGGAUCGUGAUGGAAAGCAAGAGCAAGAAGUACAAACUUGGUGAUCGGGUUUUGCUGCCCUUCAACGACCUGCUCGAGUACUCCGUGCACCGCGACGAUGGCAAAGACAGCGAGUUCGGGCCUCCCCUCAAGGUCUUCGAUUUUGUGCGUACCGAGACGCAGCUGACCGCUUUGUCUCCUGGGGCAGGUUUGACCGCCUACUGCGCGAUGAACCAUCCGUGCGGUCGUGUUGAGGAGCCGCUCUGCUCGGGUGGCUUGCUGUCUUGCUUCAAGGGCCUCUUCCAGAAGAAGCCCCAGAAGACCGUGCUGAUCACCUCCGCAGCCGGUGCAGUGGGCACUAUUGCAGGUCAGCUCUACAAGAGAAAAGGCUGCAAGGUCAUCGGCGUCACCGGUACGCGCGAGAAGGCGGACCAACUCUUGAACUUCGGCUACGAUGCCGCCAUUGCGUACAAGACGGAGGAUAUGGACCAACAGCUUGCGCAGCUGGCCCCAGAGGGCAUCGAUGUCUUUAUGGACAAUGUCGGCUCGCACCAGCUCGACAUCGGCACGAAGCACAUGAACGUUUCGGGGAAGGUCGUCAUCGUGGGUUGCAUGAGUGAGGUCGACCGUUUUGGCCACGAGGUCCACGGCUACAAGGGAUAUCUGCACGUAGCAGCUCGCGAACUGACCGUGGGCGGAUUCCUGGUUUACAACCACGUGAAGGAAAUUCCUCUUGCCAUCAUGUCAAUGGCCUGGAUGCUGCAAAGCGGUGCGGUUAAGCCUGCAGCGACCGUCGUUGAGGGCAGCUUCGAAGGCUGGGCCAAGACUGUCGACGCCAUGAUGUCCGGGGCGACCUUUGGGAGGCUGCUGCUGAACUUGGCGAAGAGCUAG
Molecule: messenger RNA, 1125 nt
Organism: Symbiodinium natans
Lineage: Eukaryota; Dinophyceae; Suessiales; Symbiodiniaceae
Source: the annotation of a GenBank genome assembly